Castor canadensis (American beaver) is the source of this 5856-nucleotide messenger RNA. It is a transcript of the gene Marchf8, whose product is annotated as membrane associated ring-CH-type finger 8. The record is from RefSeq and is a predicted model, not a curated record. Gene Ontology annotation, molecular function: zinc ion binding. Lineage: Eukaryota; Metazoa; Chordata; Mammalia; Rodentia; Castoridae.
AUCCGUGAAAUGGAAGUGGGGAUUAGUGCUCGGGGAGGACCCCGCACGACCGAGAUGUGAUGUCCCGAGAGCCCUGCACACACUGAAGCCGUCCCGGGGAAAGCGUUGCUUGAAGUCCAUGGCCCAAAAUGCCUCUUCCAGUGGAGAUUCCCUUUCAUGAAGAGGAAGAUCAGAUCAGAGGCUGGGAUGAGUAUGUCACUGCACCAGAUCUCUCCCAUUCCUCUCCAGGAUCCCACUUCCACUAGAAUCCAUGGAAGCAAGACCAAAGAAAAGGAGAGGGAAGAACAGAAUGAGAAGACUUUGAGACAUUCCAUGAGUCAUUCAAGCAACAUUUCUAAGGCUGCGAGUCCUCCAUCUGCAUCAGCCCCAGUGUCCGCCUUCUCUCGCACUUCUGUCACGCCAUCCAACCAGGAUAUCUGCAGUUCCAGUGCAGUGUUUUCUGAGUGUUGUCAACACAGUCCCGUGCAGUCUGCUGUUGUCUUGAAAUCUCCUCAGUGCCAGAGUUCUUUCACACAAGGGCUCACUGUGGCAGUUAUCUGUAAAGACACAUUUCAGGCAUCAAAGAGAAAUUCCUUUGGUUCAGAAUGGAUCCAGGCCUUGAAGCCUGCUAAAAAUACCAAUGCCAGAAGAACACUAAAAUUCUCAAAGUCGCUAAAUGAUAUUGGUCAGAAGGCCCAAGAUACUUUGGAAAGCUUUGACUAUGUGGAAAAAACCUGUUCUGAAGGAAAAUUGAUACUCCCUCAAGAUCCAUGCCUCAGAAUGAAUGGGCUCCAUCAUAAAGAGAAAAGAGCAUCAAACUGCCCAACUCCUGGCCAUCCCAAACAUUCUUGCAUUUCAUCCCUUUCUGCCAAGCAUUCUGCUGCCUCAGAGGUGGAAAAUGGCAAACCGGGUCUGCACAUCUCACUUUUGGAAGAGAAAACAGAUGGCGAGGCUGGGUGCAAAAGCAGGCAGCUGCUCCGGUGCCUGUUCUCACUCUCCCACAGCUUGAGUGCAAGCAGCCUGAACAGGUUUCACGAGCUGGAGAGUCAUGCUACCCACCUGCACACCACCAAGUCCUCCAGCGGGCUAGCAGGAAGCAUGGGCUUCUGCUCCGACGAAAUGGGAGAUGACGAUGUCUUUGAGGACAGCGCUUCCGUCAAACUGAAGAGCAGAGUCCUACAGGCACCCUUGUGCUCAGUGGAGAAGGACAGUGACCUGGAUUGUCCUUCUCUUCUCUCAGAAAAAUGUCCCCCCAUCUCUCCCAUGUCCACUUCAGGGGAUGCCUGCAGGAUCUGCCACUGUGAAGGAGAUGACGAGAGCCCUCUGAUUACCCCCUGCCACUGCACAGGAAGCCUCCACUUCGUGCACCAGUCUUGCCUGCAGCAGUGGAUAAAGAGCUCCGACACCCGCUGCUGCGAGCUCUGCAAAUACGAGUUCAUCAUGGAGACCAAGCUGAAGCCUUUGAGGAAGUGGGAAAAGUUGCAGAUGACAGCCAGUGAGCGCAGGAAGAUCAUGUGCUCAGUGACAUUCCACAUCAUUGCUAUCACCUGUGUGGUCUGGUCCUUGUAUGUGCUCAUUGACCGCACCGCCGAGGAGAUCAAGCAGGGGCAGGUAACAGGAAUGCUAGAGUGGCCCUUUUGGACUAAACUGGUGGUUGUGGCCAUUGGCUUCACCGGAGGACUUCUUUUUAUGUACGUCCAGUGCAAAGUGUACCUGCAAUUAUGGAGGAGGCUGAAGGCUUAUAACAGAGUGAUCUAUGUUCAGAACUGCCCAGAAACAAGCAAAAAGAAUAUUUUUGAAAAGUCUGCACUAAGAGAACCCAACUUUGAAAAUAAAGAUGGACAUGGAAUCUGUCGUUCCAACACAAACUCUUCUUCUUGCACAGAGCCUGAAGACACUGGAGCAGAAAUCAUUCACAUCUGAUGGUGUCGUUUUCCUGGGCGUCCAAAGAGAGCUGAAGGAAUUCGUUUACUGCCAAUUGUGUACUUUUCUUAUGUCCUUAAUAGCAUAGAUUGGGCAGGUAACUUUUUAUAGUGGCCUCUCUUUCUGAUCCCUCCUUGAUGAAUCUCCUGAAAGCCCUCCUGUGAGCCAGGAACCACUUGGUUGCACUUCUGCCAAGCUGCUCUAGGGGGCAGGAAGGUGAGGGACCCCACACAGCCAUGAUGGGGAGCUGACUGAGUUCCAGCCCAGGUCUUGAGCAGAGUGAGGGAACAAAAGGCCCAGCAAGGCUGAGCAGGAAGUGGGUAGGAGGGCCUGAGGCACAGCUGUUCCUAACCCAGAGCCCAGCGUUGGGGAGGUCUGGCUGUGGUGAGAGGAUUGCCAUCUUACUAAGGAGAGCCAGGGAAAUGGGAUGGGAAUGACCUCUACAAACACAAAGUUGUGCCCUCCCUCUGCUAAUGCUGCCACACUGGCCUUUGAGUAGGCAAGGCCUUGCGGUCCUGUGUCUGGUGGCUUAUGAUUCAUUGAACAAACAGCACUUUAUAAAAGAGAAUCUUUAUUUUAUGAUUCCUUUGUCUAGUGGGAAAGACACUUCAAAGAGCGUCACAUGUAGAAAUCUUCCCUUUAUUACCCUUUUUUUAUCUCUUUAAAUCAGAACACAUCUGAAACACUUUUGCCUUAUGUACUCUUGAGUAGCAGGAUGCCCUCUGCAUGUCCAGAAGACAAGACUCAUGGCUUGACAGUGUGAGGGACAGGUCCGAGGCUUUUCCGUAACAGAGUUGGUGGGAAUUAAUGGAUGCUAAGUGGCAGCUAGCAUAAUUCCUGCAGUUUCAUGACUAGUCCUUACUUCAUAGUCCUGCUGUACAUUUAUUUGGUCAACACUGGCAAAGAAGGGUUUUGAGAUCUUAAUGGAAGGAAAGGAAGCAAGUGCUAAAGACACAGUUGAGUGUUUAGAAAAUGAUUUCUUGACAGAUGUCUCCAGUUGGUGUGGCUGUACGCUAGAAUAGCAGGUGCAUGCCAUCUACUGUGGGCACUCACUGUGGGUGCUCCCAUACUGGGAGGUUCUGCAGAGUCACCACCCAGGGCCAGGAGACAGGCAGGCUGACUUUAGGAUGAGGCCCUGGCAUGCGUAGCAAACUGCCAUGGGCCACUGAUUGUGUCACUACCCUCCAACCCACACCCAUCUAUUGUCGCCUUAACUGGACCAAACAGAGAGGUUGGUUUAGGGGGCCCUGGCCCCACACUUGGUCCAUUCUGUCAUCAGGGAUUACCCCUCUGUCAUUUUUCAUAACACAGACAAAACGAAAUCACCACCAUCAAAUGGCCUUCACCCCUUUAAAAAGUCUGAAAAUUUUCUUCUUGAAGCCCAGUAUCAUAGUGCCAGGCAAACAGUCAACUCUGGGUGUCAGCCCAAGGCCUGCAACAUGACAUGGGUGGCCCAGAGGCUUAUUCUUCAGGUCACUCUGUCACCACCCACUGCGUAUGCAGAGCCUUCUGGAUGGGACAGGGCAAUGCCUAUGGUCCUGUCCAUAUUUCUUGGAGCCUUAGGUUCCUCACCUGUCCUGAGAAGAGGAUGAAGCAAACAUGAGACAAACUCUUUGUGGUUCAGGGUAGUCCUGUAGUUGGCUUUGAAAGCCAGGAGGAGGUUGAAGGAAGGGUCUCUUGAGCCUAGAUAAGGCUUGUGAGAGCAAUCCUUCUGCCUCUGUGUCUGACACAUGGGGUCACAGAGCCCGGUCUGUGAAGCUGCUCUAACUUGGCUUUCUGUUGGCCAAUGGGCACAGUUCAGACAGCUGACCCUGAGGUCAACCUGCCCUUGCUGUCUCCCAGGCCUCAUCCAGCCGGUUUCUGUGCUUAUUGUGCCCCAAAGUGCAAUUACUCACAUCCCUUAUCAGCCUGGGGACACCAGGCAGCUACAGUCUGCCCACUCAGGGGAGCUGAGCCCCAGGUCAGCCCUACCUAUACCCCUUAGGAACUGCCCAGACUAGUUUUCCAGUCCUGUUCACCUGUCCCUGUCACCCUUCAAUGGUAGAUGAGUGGUCAAACAAAGACCAAGAUAGUUUUAAAUGUGAUUCCUACCCCAGUGGGCCCCUCAUGCUGAACUUGAAAAGUACUGAGACUUUCACAGAGAGGAAAGUGUGCAUAGGUGGGGAUAGCUCCUGAGCCACCAGCUCUGGAGUUGGGGAGGGGGCUGGCACCCCCUUAUUGCAAAGGUGUCUUUAGAACUGUGACCCCUGUGUUGUUGCCAUGCAAACCAGAUGCUCUACAAAGCCCUAACCCUUCUUUUCAGAAGGGCCUGACCCCAUUUCCUUUCCAGUCACUCUGCAGAUGGUCUAUCCACAUCAUCUUCCACUCCCGUCAUGGCACUCAGCCACCCCUUGCUUUUUUUCCUAUAGGUCUAACUUAGCAUCUGUGAUCCAGCAGGAUCCCUCUGCCUACCAGCGAUUGAGUGAAGUAGUUGGUGAGGGCGUGCUGUGCUGCCCUUUAGCUGGGGUUUCCCAAUCUGUCCACUCGCCCUCUAAAUGCUUCUGUGGAGCUAGCUAUCCCAUUUUGCCUCAGUCUGUGCCUGGCUUUAGUGGGAGGGUGGCAUGUGACUGAACCAAACAGUGGAAUGAGGCUCCAGGGUCAGAAGGGCUGAUGCUUACGGGCCAGGCAAAGGGGACUAGGGAAGCAGCCUCAGGGUGUCACCACCAGUCCUCUUCUUUAAAUGAGUUUUGCCCCAUGGGUCAAGGCCUAAUUGCAGGCCUCUGAUUUUAACUUCCAGAAGUAGCUUGGGUGUGUGCCCAAGUUUAUUGCAAGAAUUUCUUGGAAAUGCUGUAAAAGUUCUCUUAAGUUUCUGUGUCUCUCCUUCAAACCACUCUUCAAUCUCGUAGGCCUAGUUUGCAAUUCUGUAGUUGUAGCUCCCUGGCCACAAAUGUGUGGACCUCAGGCAGUGGGGCCAGUUCUGGAGCUUGGAAGGUGCUGCAUGGUGGGGGUUGUAGGGCUGGGACUCACAGGGUGAAGAGCCACACCACUUUGGAUGUGGCUUGGUGCAAAUAUGCAUUUGAAAUACUGCCCCUUUGAAUCUGGUUUGAAAUAUGCAACUUUUCAUACCUAGUCCAAGGAAAGACCAAAACAUAGAGAACUAAAAGCAUUUAUCUUUGCCGGAAGUAAUUGUUCAAGUUGUGCAGCUGAUUUGGUACACAUUUAGAUGCAAUGUUUAUAGAAAGUUAAUUGUUAAUAAAACCAAAUUUACACUGGCAUGCGUGGUGUAGUUCCUAAAAGGCACUUGACAUUUGAAAUUUUUCUUAGAAAAUUUCUAGUAAUCUAAAUGUCUAGUUUUGUAUUCUUUUACGUAUGUUCACUGUUUCUCAGUAUUACCACUUGAAUAAUUCUCUGUACAGGGGGUUCAUUUGUGCUAUACUGGAGUUGUCUUAACUGCAGCAAUAAAACCUUUCUUUACAAAGGAGUUUUGCCAUGAAAGUGUUUUCCUGUGAGGAGGCAGCAGACCCUCUUUCUUUCCAGAUUCUUGUAGCUCACACAUGGGGAAAUAAUAUCCUCUGCCUGUCCCUUAGACACAGGACUGUGGGGAGUCUGGAGGGCCAGCAGGACUGUAGUGAAAAGGGAGGCAUCACACAGGUGUGUUGCUGCUAGUCUGGACUUUACUUGGACUCAUGUCUUGAGGGAAGCCAGGUCAAGGUUAGGGUAUGUCUGACAGCAGGAGCAGUUGGCUGAUGUUUACUGACACCCAGCCCAUCUAAGUAAGACAAUCAGGGACACCCAUCGGUUCCUAGGGACAGCUCUGAUUCCAGGGACAGUUCCUAGGGUCAGGCUGCAUCUCCUGACUUGUGCAGGGUUCCCUGAGGGAUGGCAGUGCCACUGGUCCUCAGACUGCAGACUGCCCACAAAGCUGUGAGGGCUGGGCUUCCCCACUGUGUUCUCCAGGGUCAGGAUGGCAUAAGG